Arabidopsis lyrata subsp. lyrata is the source of this 2642-nucleotide messenger RNA. Its product is annotated as telomere repeat-binding protein 4. NCBI's taxonomy places the organism in Eukaryota, Viridiplantae, Streptophyta, Magnoliopsida, Brassicales, Brassicaceae. The transcript is spliced from 10 exons. Bases 340 to 2286 code for a protein of 648 amino acids. Gene Ontology annotation, molecular function: protein binding. The record is from RefSeq and is a predicted model, not a curated record.
UCUUCAAAUGGGGGUUUAAGCUUUUUUUCAGUUGUUGGUUUUUUCUUUUCAAAGGGUUUUAUGUCUUCUUCGUUAUUUCUAUUCUAGAAGAGAGAGAGAGAAAGACAAGGACGAUCGCUAAAUCUUUUUUCUCUAAAAUCUUAGAAUUUCCAAGUCUCUGUAAAGUUUUCAUUGUAUAGCACAAUUGUUCUAAUCAGAGAUUCGUGAGAGGAUCAUUUACUGGGUAAAGGUUGCGUAAUUAUUCAGUUUGCGUGAUCUAUAUAUAAUUAACUGGCGCGAUAUUGUGAUCCAGGAAUCGUUGUUGGCUAAUUAGGUAGUUCUGUUAUGCAUAAUUGAGAGAUGGUGGUCAAAAGGAAGUUAAGUUGUGGCUCUAAAGGUUUUGAUUUCCCCAAUAUUCCCAAGGCUCCUCGUUCAAGCAGGAGGAAGGUGUCAGGUAAGAGAGCUGAUGAUGAUUAUGAAAGUGAGAUCUGUGCUAUUGAUUUGCUAGCUUCUCUUGCUGGCAAGUUGCUGGAAGAAAGUGAAAGUUCCUCAACGUCUACCUAUGCAUUUGAAGGUGAUAAUCUUGAUCAUUUGGGUGGAGUGGUUAAGCUUAAGCAAGAACUUGAAGAUGGCUAUAACAAGCCUUGUCUAUCUAAGUUUUUCGAUCAAGGAAACCCAGCUUCAAAGUCUACUAGUGAAAAUACGAGCGUGACUUGUUUGCCAUUUUCGUCUUUGGAAAAUGAUUGCAUUUUGGAGAAAACACCGGUUUCUGAUUGUAAGCCGGCGUGUGGUUUGAAGUCCCUGGUAGGGGAGGAAACAUGUGUUGUUAAUGAGGAUGCCGGGUCUGGACAAGGAGAAGCAACUGGUGCCUUAAAGGAUCCAAGUCAUUUACAUUUGCAGUCUCCAGAAUCGGUCCAUCUGGAUGGAGAUGUAAAAUUGCCACCAUGCACGGAUCAACUCCCUAAUGAUUCUUUUGAAGGAUAUGGGAAUCAUUCUAAGUUAGUUUGCAGAGAUGAUGACGAAAACUAUUGUAAGUAUUAUAAAUUUAGUGACAAAUGUAAGUCAUAUAGGCCUCCCUUCCGGGUUGGAAAUAGAAGAAUAAUGCAGUCAGUGAAGACAAAAUACGGCGGGAGAUCAAUCUCCAAGUUGAAGUGUUUUGAAGACACUAGAACAGAUGGUCGUUUGAAGGCUCUGUACCGCAAGAGAAAAUUAUGUUAUGGUUACAACCCAUGGAAGCGUGAGACCGUUCAUAAGAAGAGAAGAUUGUCUGCCAAAGGGUUAGUGGUUAAUUAUGAUGGAGGGCUCAGUAGUGAAAGUGUUUCUAAUUCACCUGAAAAGGGAGAAUCAGAAAAUGGUGAUUUCUCUGCUGCAAAAAUAGGUCUUCUUUCGAAGGACUCCCGUGUAAAGUUCAGCAUCAAGUCCCUUAGGAUUCCAGAGCUUGUUGUUGAAGUUCCAGAGACAGCAACAGUAGGCUUAUUGAAGAGGACAGUGAAGGAGGCUGUUACUGCUUUACUUGGUGGUGGAAUACGUAUUGGGGUGUUAGUCCAAGGGAAGAAGGUUAGAGAUGACAACAACACACUAUCACAGACUGGUCUUUCGUGUAGAGAAAAUCUUGGCAACCUUGGCUUCACAUUGGAGCCUGGUCUGGAAACACUGCCUGUACCUCUUUGUUCUGAAACUCCUGUCUUUUCCAUGCCAACUGAUUCUACAAAGUUGUCAGAAAGGUCCGCAGCUUCUCCUUCGUUAGAUACUAGAAUUCCUAUCCCUCUCCAAGAUGAAGAUCCCCUGAUUAAUUUGGGAAAUAGUGUGGAGAACAAUCAUGAAUUAGUCCCACAUCCGAGUGACAUAUCAGCAGCUGAUGAACAACCUUCAUCAGAUUCAAGAGCGCUGGUUCCAGUUUCGGCCUUGGAAUCCGAGGCUCUUGCACUUGUUCCAGUUAACGAGAAACCUAAGCGUACAGAGCUUUCACAGCGCAGAACCAGGAGACCAUUCUCUGUUACAGAGGUAGAAGCUCUAGUACGAGCAGUUGAAGAAGUUGGGACUGGAAGAUGGCGUGAUGUGAAGUUGCGUUCUUUUGAAAAUGCAAGUCAUCGAACCUAUGUGGACUUGAAGGACAAAUGGAAAACGUUGGUUCACACAGCAAGUAUAUCACCACAGCAACGAAGAGGAGAACCAGUGCCUCAAGAUCUGCUAGACAGAGUCUUAGGAGCACAUAGGUUUUGGUCACAGCACCAAAUGAAACAGAACGGGAAACAUCAGGUGGCUACAAGUACAACAAUGGUGGUUGAAUCAGGUUCGUCCGUGUAAAGAAGGAGAAUGUUAAUAACAAUAACUUUCACUUGACGACUAAGGAACCAAAGUGGACAACUGUACAAAGGCAAACAACAAAAGUACAGAACCAUACUUAAUUUCUGGAAAGAAGACAUUUUUUUUUGUAAUCAUAGCUGGUAGAAACUUGACGUUCCUUGGCACUUUUGGUUACUUUUAUGGUACGUCUGUUCAUUCCAAAUUUCUAGUUGAUUUGAUUAUGUAAUACAGACUAUACAGUGAUAUUGGUGGUUGGUCCAUGGAUAAAGGGGACAUGUAAUUUUUAGACAAUUCUUUUAUUUUUUUGUUCAUCAUUCAAUUCAAUCUAUGGCAGUGUAACUUUGAGUACUCUCUUA